GGUAGGAAUGCAGGUGGUGAGAACAGGGGCCGGCAGACAAGCAGUCUGGCACAGCCAGAGCAAGACGGUGCCUUGGAGAGGGAAGCGGCCAGGAGGCCAGGAGUCGUAAAGUGUGGGCUUGACAAAAAAACAAACAUCAAGAAGCAGAAGAAGCUGCUGUGCCACUGCCACUUGGGUGUUAGGACACUGAAACAGACUUGGCUUUGCUUCUUUUCACCCAUUCGUUUCUCAACAGCAGUUACUUUGAAUCAGGAACCUAAUCCAGCAGCAGACGCUAUUACAGCACUUUCUAGGUGUGGUCACACCACCUCCCUCCAGCAUCCAGAGCGUGGCCAUGAAGAGUAAGAGUAAGGAUGAGGCCAGCGACACAGACAGUGGGAUCAUAGUGCAGUCAGGACUAGACAGCCCUGUGUCUCCAAUGAAGGAUCUGACCCAAGCCAUGAGAAAGCAGCAGAAGGCUCUGGAGGAACGGCUAGAAGCCUGUGUAGAAGAGCUGAGAAGGCUGUGUUUGCGUGAGGCGGAACUGACAGGAAUGCUGUCUUCAGAAUAUCCUUUGAAACCAGGAGAGAAGCCUCCAAAAGUCCGCCGUCGAAUUGGUGCUGCUUUCAGACUAGAUGAAAAGGCAGUUUUCUCAAGAGGAGAGGAUCCCUUGAGCACAUUGGAGAGAGAUCUGGCUCUUCAGCUGCAGAUUGCUGAAGCUUCGCGUUGCCUCUUGCGGGAAGAGAAUCUUACUAAGCAGGUUCGGAAGUGCCGGAAAAGUGCCGUGCUGAAGGAGGAAAAGAAGCUGAAAGAGUUGGAGCAAGCCCUGGUGGAGUAUCAACUGGCUGCCAAGCAUUCAUUGCAACUAAGGGCUAGUGCUCCAGCCUUAGGAGGGCUCAGUGCCUCUGAUGAGAGUUCCCUGUCAGAUACGGCUCUCAUAGAAGAAGAACACCAGGAGUUGAACACCUGUAUUCCUUCAAAGCUCACAGCUUUGGCUGAUCCCAUACCACCCAGUAGUUCUUCAGCUCAGCCUCCCCGUCCUGAGUUGCUAGAGAGACAGCCCCACUACCAAGUUGCCAGAGUGGAAUCCUCACCUAUCCAGAACAGCCCCUGGAAAGAGACCAGCCUGGAUAAACCCUAUGAAAAGCCCAAGAAAUCAUUUGAGUCCAGCAGCAUGCCAAGCAGUCCAGACGUGAUAUCCCAAUCUGCACCCAGCCCUGUGGCUCCGAGGCCAGUGGAGAUGUCUUCAUGCCACUUUGGCCCUUCUAGGAAGCUGGAAGUAAGGAGACAGGUGGGUUCCAGUGCCCCACCAACGCCCGAGUUCCUGGGAAGAAGAGGGCAAUCUCAACUCAUCAGGGUGUCUUCAUCCCGGGAAGGUUUGGAGUCCCGUGGAAGGAGUGCAUUGCCAAGGAGGCGCCCCACCUACUACACGGUUACCGUUCCUGAGUACUGCUUCUCUGUCCUCAAGCUCAACCCAGACAUCAAGCCCACCUUUCACUCUGCUUCAGAAGACAGCAAUUCUGAUGUCUCCAGCAUUUCCUAUACAACAUCUGCAGGCAGCAGCAGCCCUGACAUCUCCUUCUUAAAGCCAUCGUCCUCCGUGCCUAUGGAGGAUCGCUUCUCAAGCCGGUUUUGCAAGGGACAUGAAGCGGAAUGCCCUGGUCAGGGUCCUCAGAAGCUGCGGUCCCCUUCAGGUUUCUAUUCUGCCCAGGAGUGCGUGCCUGAAGGCCACUCACCUGCUGGGAUGGAGCUCUGCCAUGGACGUCCACCUUUUCUAUCUGGCAGCUCUACCUACUUUGUCUACAAGGAAGAGAUGGUGCCAGUUAGAUUUCAGAGGUCCAUUGUUUCCCACAGCAGGGUGGUCCGCACUCCCUCCCUGAAGGACUGCCCCCCGAUGGGCUCUCGGACACUCUCCAAGUCAGCUGUGACAGAAGAACUAAAGUCAUGGCAUGAACGGACCCGGCUGCGUAACGCACGGCCCCGUUCACUGGACCGGCAAGGAGCUUUCCGCAUGCGCACUGGAGCAAGCAGAGAGCCGCUCUCUGGCUGUUCUGUGGGGCAGCAAAUUCAGGUACCACGUAUCCAUGUUCUGAAACGUUCUCCAGAAGGAGCCCCUGUGCAGGUCUACGUGCCAGAAAAUGGAGAAAUCAUUACUCAGGUAUAAAGGCUGAUGAACCUAUCCACUUUGCAGAUUUUGACGUGGUCAGCAGGCUGACGGUCUAGUCCAGAAAUCCAGGAUAAGAAGAGGAGGCUUCAAAACAAUGAGUGUCCUUGGACCUGCUGCUCAUGCUGUUUGGGAGAGAACACCUAGGCUCUUUUCUACAAAGCACAGGAGAGGAUAGUUCAGCAUUGCCCAUUGCCUCCCAUGAGGCACGGAUAUAAUGGGAUUGGUACAUUGAGACAGUGGGAUUUCUUGUGCUGUGUGCAAUAUAUGAGACAAUGAGACCCCACCAAACUCUUUGCCUGCCUGCCUAUUUAUUCAUGUUUGUACUGGAAACAUUUUCGUGUGCCCGUAAGUUCUAAAGCAGGGUCUAGAGAUUGUUCUAGAGAUCUUUAAGGUAUCUAAGGAAACAGCCACAUCUUACAAGAUGGAUUCUCUUUCUCCUGUGGAAGUAGAUUGUGUGUAACUACUCCCAGCUGCUACAUAUGGUUCCCGUAUUCUCUUCCUUAUUCUUACACGCAGCAAAGAGCCAAAACAUCAGAUAAGCCUUCUUGAAUAUAGUUUCAUUUACACAUUCCUGCUGUAUUGUUCUGUCUUUUCAUAGACUGCUAUACUUCAAAGCUAUCUGUUUGGUUCUUGUAUGAAUGGCAAAUUUCUUAUUUUCAGCUUUAAAGGAAAAUUGUACCAGAAAAGUGGUCCAUCUUUAUGGGUAAAAUAUAACAUGUUUGCUCUGUUUUUGUAUCUGUGUAACACUCAUCACUUCAUAGAAGCAGUGGAAUCAUAGAAUCAAAUUGCUGGAAGGGGCCUAUACAGCCAUUGAGUCCAACCCCUGGAAGUUCCCUCUAUGUAAGUCAUUUGUCACUGGUUUGACACAAAUCUACUGAUCAUUUCUCCUACUGACCAAAUAGCAGUUUAAUUUAUUGCAAAAUAAGAGUGCAAUGAACAUUUUGUCAGCUACAGUUAACAGCUGCAGCUGUCUGGUAUGAGAGGAAGGAUGGGUAUGCCCAUCAUACAGAAAGGCAUCAAGAUCAUUACACAACACAAUUAUUUUGUGGCCAUGACUCAACUUUGUACUUUAGCAUAAUGGCAAGCAUGCCUUCCUGACUGAAAUUCAGUCUUCUGACAAUCACAAGGUCUGACUGACUAAAAAGAUCUAUGUGUAGGAAAACCCUGUUGGUACCCAAACCAAUUAAACUUCAUGGUGCUGAACUAUUUGAUAACAUUUUCUAGCAUCCACACUGUACUUCUGAUAUUUGAUACUUAGGGGAAAAAGGGGUUGGCAAGUUUCACUAAUGAUUUUCUCAUGGCCUUUAUCACUUGUAUGAGACAUGAGUGAUGACAUUCUCAUUGCCUCUGCAUUGUGUGGAAGUAUUCCAGAGCACUGAGUAUUCAAUUUAAAUGUCCCAUCAAACAGUUUUCAAAGUUUUUCCAGUGGUGAUCUGCAGCUUGAAUAACCAUAAUGAAGUACAUGAGGCAACGUCACCACAAUAAAAGUGGAUGAACAUCUUUUGCCCCAGACCAGAACCACUAUCAUUAAAAUCUCUGGAUGUUGCCUCCCAGCAGGUUGUCUAUAUUCUGUACAUUAAUAUCAACACUGUUCAAAAGAUCCAAGCCACUGAAAACUGAAUUUUGAAGCCUGUAUAUACUGAAAUCAUACAAGUUAAGCAAUAUAUAGAAUCUAGUUUUGAUAUUCAUGAAAUGGAGCCAGGAGGAAUGCAGGAAAAUGAUACAGCAUGCUUCAAAAAGUGGAAGAUUUUGCCUUGCCAUUCCACUCUGACCAAUAUUGCCCAUAAGAUCAGCCUGCCUUCACAAAAUGGCUCGCUUAAAAGAAAGGAGCACAUUCUUAAGAUGCUGAAUUUCUAUUUAAUAUGAAUUUGUGUCACACAGUCCCUGAAAGAACACAAACACUACAUAUUUUCAUGCCUCGGUUUUAUCUUCUGUUAUUGCAAACAAGACAAUAUUCAAGCACCCAACUCUCAUUAAUCACUAUUUUUGAUUUUGUGGUAAGCUAGAGAUGUUGUCCAACUGCUAAUUAUCGUACUGGAUUGAAUUAUGUGCAUUAUCUGCAGCACACACUGUUCUUUGUAUUGAUCAUAUUGUAUAAAGCUUGCUUUUCAAGGUGCCGUGUCUGCAAAAGGUGGCCCAGACUUAGCCCUAAACAGUGUUAAAUGUAUUUGAAUAUUUUAUUUUGAAUAGAAUAUGUUA
Messenger RNA from Pogona vitticeps (central bearded dragon), 4345 nucleotides. The record is from RefSeq and is a predicted model, not a curated record. NCBI's taxonomy places the organism in Eukaryota, Metazoa, Chordata, Lepidosauria, Squamata, Agamidae.